Opisthorchis viverrini is the source of this 204-nucleotide messenger RNA. RefSeq lists its product as hypothetical. The transcript has a single exon. The record is from RefSeq and is a predicted model, not a curated record. Lineage: Eukaryota; Metazoa; Platyhelminthes; Trematoda; Opisthorchiida; Opisthorchiidae. Bases 1 to 204 code for a protein of 67 amino acids.
AUGCAUGCGGUUGGAGUGGCGACGCCAUCCUCAAACCUGACAAUGGUGAAUCUUACUCCCUCGAAGGCCACCGGUCUCCAUUGGUGGGUGGCCAAUCAAUCCGACCGAUUAUUCUCAGACAAACGCGAAAUGAGCACAACUAGGUAUACGCAAAUCUACACAGAGGCACAAGACGAUUGGUUCAAGGGCAUCGUGACAAGGUAA